GAGCAUUUAUUUAUAUUCCUCUUUCAACUAAUUACUGAAUUAUGUUAUACAUCAGAGUUUGGGUCAUGAAAGUCGAUUUAUAUUUUUUCGAUUGCGGAAUCGAUAUUUACACUAACUGAUAAAUUUAAUGUCAAAUGGAAACAUUGAUGAUGAAAUCUCUUCUGCUGAGAGAUUGCUAUCCUGGAGACCAGGGAUUCAGUCCAACUCUUUACCAUCUAAAGGUGGCCCUAAAUUCUUUGGAACCAGUGACACUGUUGUUGAAGAAUGUAAGGUGAAUACACAAUUGGAUAAAUAUGCUUCUGUACUACACUCGGAAAAAGUCAGGAAAUUGAGUAAUCUGGGAAGUGCGGAAUGGAUGGAAAGUCUGGGAGUAGCAAAAAUCACAAAGCAAGGUAAAUUCAUGCAAAGCAUGUGCCAUCAUAAUGGUGAAUUUUUUGCCCUUUUUGGUGAAGAGGCAUUGUUCCUACUAGACAUUGGUGACUUAGAGUUAACUUUAAAUGGUGUCCCACUGGCACUGCAAGAGGCUUACUCGUUUAUUUUAAACAAUGAUAAAAGCUGCUGUAGCUUACAGGAUUAUCAGGUAUAUUCAUAUUUGGUCAAACGAGGAUAUAUUGUCCAGAGGUACUCGUUAGGUGACAAUUGUACUGGACUUGUGGAAAAAGAAAAAGCAGCCAAACGAAAGCUUCCUAAGGAUGAUGAAUUCGAAGAAGGAAACUCAAAACAAUCCAAACAAGAUCCCAAGGUAGUUUUAAAAGAAAUUUUGUCUCCAAAAUCAUCUAGAGGUUGGAAUAUGCAGUCUCUUCCAGCAUUAUCUCCAUAUUCACUUUCCCAUUGUACUUCCAUAUUAGAUGCAAAAUUUUUUCCCAAUCUAUCAAAUAAGUCAUAUACAUAUUUGCCAAAGCCAGAUGCAAGUCUAAUACCACCAAAUAUUGACGCACAUGAGUAUAAUAUUGAAGAAAUCUGGUUUCAACGAAUCCAAAAGGAUUAUGUCAAUGAAAAAAGAAACCCACAACAUUCAAAUAUGAUUAACCUUAAUGAUAUUGCGCGGGGGGCAAAAACAUGGACUGAAUAUAAGAAAAUGGUGAAAAUAGCCAAGCAUAAAAAGACUGGUAAGCAUUUUGAGCUGCUUGAUAAGAUGCAUUCAGGCAAUAUUAAACCCUUAUUACAUCCAUCACAGGCAACUAGUGUGGAUCAAGUUGUCAAAGAAAUAAAACUAACCAAUGAUGCAUCUGAUAAAAAAUUUCAAAACAUGCAACCACAUAACCAAACUUGUACCAUUAAAUAUAAUGUGUUUAAGAGUGAUUCAUUACCUUUCAAAAAAACAAAUCCUGGUACACCAUUUUGUAGGAUAGUUGUAACAACAAUUCAGGACGAAUUUCCUGAUAUACUGACUAAUAUUACUAUUAAUAGACAAUCAAAUAGUGUCCCAGUCAAAUAUGGAGUUGUUGAUUAUGGACAAAUAUCAUUUUUUUCCAUUGAUGAAGGUGGUGUUCCCACUAUAAUUAAUGAUUCGUGAUAGUGUUUUCAUCUCUCAUGCUCCAAAAUCAGACAUGAUUUUCAAGAUUGGCAAUAAAUAUUAUUUUCAUAAAUAAUGAGUCUGAUAUUUGAUAGAAGUUGCACGGUGACGAUGAACAUUAUCUCAGUGUUUCUCUGCGACAACUAACUGCUUGGAAAUAUUUCUUCAAAUUUGUUGAGGAUGUACUGAAAUUAUUCAUGUUUCAUAAAAUUUUCUGCAUUGUAUAUCAACAAAACAAAAUAUAUUUUACAAUACAGUG
This is a messenger RNA of Styela clava, 1775 nucleotides long. Its product is annotated as tRNA-splicing endonuclease subunit Sen54-like. Gene Ontology annotation, cellular component: tRNA-intron endonuclease complex. The record is from RefSeq and is a predicted model, not a curated record. Lineage: Eukaryota; Metazoa; Chordata; Ascidiacea; Stolidobranchia; Styelidae. Gene Ontology annotation, biological process: tRNA-type intron splice site recognition and cleavage.